Messenger RNA from Physcomitrium patens, 1041 nucleotides. RefSeq names its product large ribosomal subunit protein uL5z. NCBI's taxonomy places the organism in Eukaryota, Viridiplantae, Streptophyta, Bryopsida, Funariales, Funariaceae. Gene Ontology annotation, cellular component: ribosome. Gene Ontology annotation, biological process: translation. Gene Ontology annotation, molecular function: structural constituent of ribosome. The record is from RefSeq and is a predicted model, not a curated record.
AUCCCAUUUGAGUGCAUCCAUCAGUCACGAAUCGCAUUCAUCCAUGACAAACCCUCUGCUAGUGAAGAAGACGAAGACUUGCUCCAGUAGCUUACCCUUUGCUCUCCCCUGAGCUCGGUCCCCAUCGCCAGCGUCGUGCAAAUUUCGGCCGCGAUGGCUUCGGAAAAGAAGAUGCAGAACUCCAUGCGGGAGAUUAAAGUGCAGAAGCUUGUCCUCAACAUCUCAGUGGGAGAAAGUGGUGACAGAUUGACUCGUGCGUCCAAGGUGCUGGAGCAGCUGAGUGGGCAGAGUCCUGUCUUCUCCAAGGCUAGGUACACCGUUCGUUCCUUCGGUAUCAGGCGUAAUGAGAAAAUUGCAUGCUACGUUACUGUUCGUGGUGAGAAAGCGAUGCAGCUUCUUGAGAGUGGCUUGAAAGUGAAGGAAUACGAACUGCUGCGCCGCAACUUCAGCGAAUCUGGAUGCUUUGGGUUCGGUAUCCAGGAGCACAUCGAUCUUGGUAUCAAGUAUGAUCCUUCAACAGGUAUCUACGGUAUGGACUUCUAUGUCGUUCUUGAACGGCCAGGCUACAGGGUUGGAAGGAGGAGGAGGGCCAAGUCCCGAGUUGGUAUUCAACACCGAGUGACUAAGGAAGAUGCUAUGAAGUGGUUUCAGGUUAAGUAUGAGGGAGUUAUCCUGAACAAGUCGCAACAAAUCGCUUAGACCUUAGUAUCUACUGCAUGUCCAAGUCUUUCAUCCUUAAGGAAGAGCAGGUGGACCUUGUUUUUUCACGCAGCUGAUCCGAGAAAAAUUCUAAUUGAUUCCCGUUUUUUUAUUCGUGUGAACAUGCAUCCAGUUCAACUAUGUUAUGGUGAAAUGCUUGAAUUAAGUUUUAGGAUAUAAUUUAUUUAAUGGUUUUGCGGUAUAUUUAGAACGCUACCAGACAAGUGAUGGGCAUUGCGCCAAGAUUUCCCCUGAUCUGGCUGUUUAGGCUUUUGAUAUCAAGAGCCGGAGUUCAACGGAUUUGAAAUCAAGAUGAAAGUGCUUCCGGAGCCAAUUUUUUUC